Molecule: messenger RNA, 1601 nt
Organism: Labrus bergylta (ballan wrasse)
Lineage: Eukaryota; Metazoa; Chordata; Actinopteri; Labriformes; Labridae
Source: RefSeq, a predicted model, not a curated record
AAACACACCAGCUACUCUCUCCAGCACCCAACUUUGGCUGUCAAUAAAGAACCAACCAUGUACAACAAUGAAGAGAUCCGGAUCGUGAUGGUGGGGAAGACCGGAGCUGGGAAGAGUGCAGCAGGAAACACCAUCCUGGGACACGAGUGCUUUGAAUCUGUUUUCUCCCCUGAAUCUGUGACCAAGCAGUGUGCUAAGGUGUAUGGUGAGCUGGAUGGACAGAAGGUUUCUGUCAUCGACACUCCAGGUCUGUUUGACACUGAUACUGAUGAAGAGACGACACGUAAAAAUAUCUCCCAGUGUAUGGCUUAUGCUUCUCCUGGACCACAUAUCUUUCUGAUUGUCAUCAAACUGAGCCAACUCACAGAAGAAGAAAAGAAGACGGUGGAGAAGAUUCAGAAAAUCUUUGGAAAGUCAGCAGACAAAUACAGCAUGGUUCUCUUUACCCAUGGUGACCGGCUCAGUGGGACUAUCGAGGAGUUCUUGAAGAAAAGCGAAGACCUGCAGAAGCUUGUGGCCAAAUAUAACGACCAGUACUACGUCUUUGAUAACAACCUCUCUGAUAGUUCUCAGAGCAGAGAGCUCCUCAACAAGAUCAGAAAUAUAACAGAAAAGAACACAGGAAACCAUUACACCACUGAGAUGUUUCAGGAGGCAGAGAGGGCGAUUGAAGAGGAGAAACAGAGAAUCCUGAAAGAGAAAGAAGAGGAAAUGUGCAAAUUCAAGGAGGAACUGGAGAGGAUAAUAAAAGAAAAACAUGAGAAAGAAUUAAAAGCAGCGAAGAAAGAGAUGGAAAAAGAACCAGCAGAAAAAAUGAAAGCACUGGAGGAAGAACAGGAAGAGAAGGCUAGAAGAGAGGCAGAGAAGAGCCCUUCAGUGCUCGCAAAGAUUGGUCGUGGACUUGCGGUGGUGGGGGCUGUGGUGGCGGUGGCGGCUGGGUUGGGUGGGUUGGUUGCGGGGGCUGUGGCGAUAUUUAAAAAAUAACUACAGCUCAUUGUAUCCGACCUGAUGUACAUUAUAAUGUCAGUGUUUGAAAAAAAGGACGAUUUUUAUUUUCAUCCACAAAAUGUCAUCAAAAAUAUAAAAGUUGUGAAAGUAUGUGAUGUUGAAAGAUCAGAGUUAUGCAAUUGAUGAAUUUGUUUUUACCCGAUGUGUUCUUUUCUUUUAUUAUCAUUUAAUCCAUUUAUCAUUUAACUCAUAUGUCAUAUAGUCAUAACUACUUUCUUUGCUUUUACAUAUCCUGUCAAUCAUGCCACGGCGCCUACGCACCUGUGAGGUCAGAACAAGUGUGCCAUGCUUUGAGCAAAACCACAUACAAACUCGUGGGUGUAUAACGCUUCUGUGAAUCUGCCUGGUUCACGGUCUUCAAGCUAAAACCACAUAUGAACUUGGUAUCACCUGCGGAUGUAUCACGCGUCUGCUAAUCUGCAUUGUUGAGGUUUUACAGAAUCUUGGAGAAAAGAGACAGUUUGGCUAUAAAAGUGCUGUGGAAAAGCUUUAGUUCUUCUAAAGGGCUCCACAUCACUCUGACUUUUAAAUCCCCGUUUUGGGACUUAGUCUCUGAGACCAAGAUCUUUUAAAACCUCAAGUGUCUACUCUCU